Molecule: messenger RNA, 210 nt
Organism: Funneliformis mosseae
Lineage: Eukaryota; Fungi; Glomeromycota; Glomeromycetes; Glomerales; Glomeraceae
Source: the annotation of a GenBank genome assembly
AUGGAUGAAUAUUUAAUGGUAGAAAUUUGCAUUCGUGAAGAAAUUUUAGGUAAAGUAGCAUCAGAAAAAAUACCAGAUAUCCAAAGCAUAGUAUCAGAUGCAGAAAUAGGUUAUAUACUUGAAGUUAAUCUAGAAGUCUCAGUAUAUUUACAUGACUACUUUGCAGAUUAUUCCUUAGCGUUAGAAAAGCAGAUAAUUUCAGAAAAAUGA